Messenger RNA from Branchiostoma floridae (Florida lancelet), 3866 nucleotides. RefSeq names its product protein O-GlcNAcase-like. NCBI's taxonomy places the organism in Eukaryota, Metazoa, Chordata, Leptocardii, Amphioxiformes, Branchiostomatidae. The record is from RefSeq and is a predicted model, not a curated record. Gene Ontology annotation, molecular function: beta-N-acetylglucosaminidase activity. The transcript is spliced from 15 exons. Gene Ontology annotation, biological process: glycoprotein metabolic process. Bases 194 to 2968 code for a protein of 924 amino acids.
AAACUGGAUCUAACCGCCCGCCCACCAACAUAGCUGAGCGGACCAGAGAAGACUGGAGGAGGAGAAAUUUGUUUCUUUUACAGUACAAAUAGCAGGCUAAAGCUUGUCUCCACGGUCUAUUUAACAGUGUACACCUAGAAGAACAUCUAAGAAGUCUCUGUGUGGAGGCAUCUACGGUGAAGACAUCGUAGAUAUGCCACCAAUGGCGAACGUGAACGGGAACGUUGUGUGCAGCAACCGCUUUCUCAGGGGUGUUGUGGAAGGUUUUUAUGGCAAGCCAUGGACCACAGAUCAGAGACGAGAGCUGUUCAGAAGGAUGAACAAGAUGGGACUAAACACAUACCUGUAUGCGCCCAAGGACGACUACAAACACAGAGCCUAUUGGCGGGAUCUUUACUCUGUAGAGGAAGCAGAACACCUUACAAGUCUGAUAGCAGAAGCCAGUGAAAGUAGUGUGACUUUUGUUUAUGCACUUUCACCUGGUCUGGACAUCACCUUCUCCAGUGCAAAAGAUGUUACCUUUCUCAAGAGGAAACUGGAACAGGUUAGCCAUUUUGGAUGCAAGGCCUUUGCGCUGCUUUUUGAUGACAUAGAGACAGACAUGUGCAUUGCUGACAAGGAAGUGUUCCAGUCCUUCGCUCAUGCACAAGUUUCUGUCACAAACGAAGUGUACCAGCACCUUGGACAACCAACAUUCCUCUUCUGUCCAACAGAAUAUUGUGAGUCCAGAGCAGUGCCAGACAUCGAGACCUCACAAUACCUCACAACUGUUGGCUCCAAGCUUCUCCCCGACAUAGAUGUCCUAUGGACCGGACCAAGGGUAGUAUCGAAGAUCAUCAGUGUUGAACAUAUCCAGAAAGUGACCAAAACAAUCAAGAGGCCUCCAGUUAUUUGGGACAACAUCCAUGCCAACGACUAUGACCACAAGCGCGUCUUCUUGGGACCAUACGACGGUCGUUCCACUGCACUGAUGCCACACUUGCACGGGGUCUUAACCAAUCCAAACUGUGAGUUUGAGAGUAACUUCAUGGCCCUCCACACGCUGGCGACUUGGAGCAAAAGCACAGUCGAUGUGACCAAAAAGGAGGCAGAGGGUGGGGACAACAGUGCAGUCACCUCAGACAUCAAACUGGAGACAGAGGGCGUCACGGAAGACUCCACUACAAAAUCUGAAGGAGGAUUAUACAACAGAAAUGCAGCUCUAAAACUGGCACUCAAGGACUGGCUGGAGGUGAUCAAAACACCUAAGAGCGGUGGGAUGGGCGUGAUAAAAAGAAGUGGAAAUGUCAGUGUCAUAACAGACUCUGUCACAACAGUAAACACGUGCAUGACCAUGACGCCCACAACCACCAGCAGUUGCACUCAACCCGUGAUGUGUCCAGUCAAUACCCUGACUGGGGAGCCCAUAGACAUUCCAAAACUGCCAUCCAGUCCUUCUACAGACUCUGCCUUCGACUCAACAUCGGCCAGCUCAGAAUCCAAGGACUCUGAGGAAGGGGAGGGUUUGGAGCCUAUGGAUAUCUCCUCUUCACCUGCAGUCUCUUCUCCUCCCACAUCAAGCCUGCUGUCAUCUGAAAGUACAUCAUGUAAGCAAGUAGGGGGAGAUGUUGGAAAGAAAGUUGAAGACACACAGCCUAGCACAAGCACCGCAAUAGAGGGAAAGGUGCCUGAAACAGAGACGAUGCAGGUUGACUAUGAAGGGGUGGACAUGAGUCCACCUAAUCCUUUGGAAAUGCAAACUGACACAGAAGAAAUCAAAUCAAGAAUAAACCCCCUCUACACAGCACAACCUGUGACGUAUGACGACUUGGCAAUGUUGGUGGACUUGUUCUUUCUCCCGUUCGAGCAUGGUCCAUUUGGUGUCCACCUGAUAGAGGAGUUUAUCUGGCUGAAGACAAAUUCCAGAAUUGUGAGCAAGUGCAAGAGAACACUAAGGUCAACAGCUGAGGACGUGAAAGAAUGGCAUGAAAGAUCAGAGAAGUAUGACAAGAGCUGCCAAAGUGUGCUGGACAUGGUCAACCGUCUGCUGAAUGCACCCAACAGAGCUGCUGUCUACGAACUCUUCCCUUACAUCUAUGAACUGAAGGGCAUAGUAGCCCUUCUGAAGUCUCUUGUCAAGUGGCUUGCAGGUGGACGUGACGUUACCAGCAACUUCACCCACAUGAUUCGCUGGGGAGGAUGCACAUGGAGUAAUAGAGGUUAUAAGGAUGCCUUUUUGACUGGCAAAGAAGAGCCAUGGGUGUUCCGAGGAGGUCUGACAGGCGAAUUACAGAGAUUAUUGCCCAUCGAUGGUGCAGGGGACUUGUUCCACCAGAGAGCACCGGACUCACCUCAGUCCUCUAUCUACAUCAUACGCCCAUAUUUGCAUCCUGAUCAGGACGACGUGUAUGAGGUCUGCAGAAAAACUUGUGAUGACGGCCUGGAUGGAACAGACGUGUUUCCAGAUCAUCCGGCCCUCAUUGGAGACAAACUAGUGGGAUCAUUCCUGACCCUGAGCUCUGAGUUCUGCUUCGUGGCUCUGGACGCCAGUGAGAAGGUGUGUGGUUAUGUUGUGGCAGCCCUGGACGCAAAGGACUUCUACAAGAAGUUUGAGGUGGCCUGGUUGACUGAUCUUUGCAACAAGUACCCAAAACCCACGGCAAAAGGGAAUCUGUCCCCUGCUGAGGAGAUCAUCAACAGUUUCCAUAACUACAAGGUGUACCUGCCUCCAAACCUGUACAAGAGGUUCCCAUCCUUGCUGAGGAUGAGUGUGCUACCUCAGUUCCUAAUGGAUGACCCUGGUGUGGCCAAGAACAUGAUGGCUUGUCUGUUUGCUGCACUGAAGGCAAAUGGGUCCAGUGGUGUGUACUGUGAAGUCAACAUUGGAGACAAACGCAUGCUGGAAUUUUACACAAAGAUGGGCUUCUUCGACGUCCCCAUGCUGGACGAAUACUCCGAGGAAGUUCUCAUCCUUGGCAGGUCCUUCUAGCACCUUGUGACGAGGCAAACCAUGCCGCGUCAUCUUCGCGAAGCGAACAACUUCAAAUAUUCCUUCUGACUUUCUGUACUUUUUUCAGUUACUUUACCAUCAUUUGUUUAGUCAAUAAAGUUUAAGAUAUGGCAGAUGUGAGGAAGAGGGGUUCAUAUGUUGCUCAUUCCCAGUGACAUUUGGACACAAUACCUUAAAUGAAGGUAUCACGAUGAGGUGGCCCUUAAAUCCCUAAGGAAGAGAAUGUUGUGAUGGUUUUCCAUUGACAGCUUGACUUGCCCUGUAAGGGAAACCCAUAGAAGUACACAUAAGAAUAAUGUCAGCUGUAUUCUAUCGUCUUCUUAGAGACAGGCAUGAUUGAUAGUUGUGUCUUUUCCUUGUCACGUUGGUCAAACUUGUGCUAUUUUGUGCUUAUUCUGGACCAUUGUGCUCACACCAUUGUAGUUGCUGAACUCACAUUGCCAUGAUUGCUUGCUUUCUCUGACAUCAAUGUAGUGCUCUAGUUUGAAGAGCUAGUGUCAACAUAGUCUUGGUUUUCCACUAUGGUUACAGAAAUAAUAUUGCAGUAUCCUUUGCAUUGAAUUGCUUCACCUUUUUCUGUAUUGUUCACACAAUGGUUCUAUUCAGUACACUUACUUUUCUGUUAUUUCAGUUGUGGAAAUUUUCCCAAAGGCCAAUUAUUAAAUACUUGAAUGUGAGUAAUAUCAGAGGAUUAUCCUGCACUGAUCCCAGAUAAGUAUUAUUUCAAUGAAGGCAAUAUAUGUUGAUAAUCUGAAAUGUUGUGACCUGAAGAAUAUUCGAAAGGUUUUGAUGUGCAGAAGUAAAAUCUAUUCUUUGCCAUGCAAAGAUGUUACAUUUUAUUUGGUUUUCACCAAUAAAAAUGCAAUGAAAGUGGCAA